AGCAACCGCCCAGUUUCCGUUUGCAUGGCUUGAUUAGCCUACUAGGUAGAGGAUGGAUAGUGACGUCCUAGGCAAUAUUCAUCAUUGCCUCAGAUGUUCAUUUCGUCUACCGCGUCCAGUAACGUAAACCUCGAAUACAUAUCUGCAGAAUAAUAUAAACGAACAAUAACUCAAUAGAAUCGAUUGAUGUUCUAGGCUACGCGUACCCUAUCCCUUUCGAAGCUUUCGUAGCCAAUCUGGUUUUUGGGAACUCAGCAGCUAAAUGGAUUUAUACGGGAAGAUGGCUGUGACGCAAGAUGGGAAGCAAGAAGGCUCAGAUCAGAACUUUGAUUACAUGUUUAAAUUAUUAAUCAUAGGAAACAGCAGCGUUGGGAAAACGUCUUUUCUUUUUCGCUAUGCUGACGACGCGUUCACUUCAGCCUUUGUCAGCACUGUGGGAAUAGACUUUAAAGUGAAAACUGUCUACAAGAAUGAGAAGAGGAUCAAACUACAAAUCUGGGACACGGCUGGCCAGGAGAGGUAUAGGACCAUCACAACAGCGUACUACCGGGGGGCCAUGGGCUUCAUCCUAAUGUAUGAUAUCACCAAUGAGGAGUCCUUCGCUGCCGUCCAGGACUGGUCGACCCAAAUCAAGACGUACUCAUGGGACAAUGCCCAGGUGAUUCUGGUGGGGAACAAGUGUGACAUGUCCGAUGAGAGAGUGGUGUCUGUGGACAGCGGGCGGCUGCUGGCAGAACAGCUGGGCUUUGAGUUCUUCGAGGCCAGCGCCAAGGAGAACAUCAGUGUCAAGCAGACGUUCGAGAAGCUGGUGGACAUCAUCUGCGACAAGAUGUCCGAGAGCCUGGAGGCCGACCCUGCUCUGGCAUCGGGCUCGCCGGCCACCAAGCUGACCGACAACCCACCACCCCCCCAGCAGCCAAACUGCGGCUGUUAAUGGCCGACCAUCUAGCCAGCCGCCUGUCUCAGUGGAGGGGAAUUCAGUGUGUUAAUCAGUUUGUCAUCUAAAAAAUUAUACGUCUAUCUCACCCUCAGUGACAUGCAGUAGCCAGUAGCUCAAAUUCCAUGCACACACAUUCCUCUCCCACUAGUGCCAAAAUGUUACUUUGGGUAGGUUUUAGGGAAAAUAAAAGUAUACUCCAAUGGACCGCUUAUGUCAGGCAUAGUUUGUGCCUUUUACAGUAAAGCAUAACCAUAAGGUUUAUCCACUCACCAUUAGUCAGGAUUAGUCACGGCGAAACUAGUACAAGUACAAGUAUCUGCAGAAGCUGUUAACUGCAUUUUCUUUUCAUUGCAUUUUCACUACUAGGGUCCACACAACAUUAGCGACCUGUAUAUAUCCACAUCACACUGACCUUUAUUCUCUGCUCUGUCUUACUUCGGCUCUUACUACUGGAGUUCCCUCAUAAUUGCCUCCCAGUAGAACUGUAAAUGUUUUAGAGGUCUGGUUGGAAGCCAGAUCAGAAUACCUUUGGAAGCAUAUUAGUCCUCAUGCUUAUGAAAGAGAGAGAGCUUCACAAAGAGAGACACUGGACUUUUGAUGGGAGUUCAGUAGCACUGGGACUUUUUUUGGACGGGAUAAAAUCACUUCAUUCCCAUGCACAGAGAUUAUUAGUAAACUACUGUGGUAACAGUUUUUCUCAUUGGUUUUGGUGCAUUUCUCAAAUCAUCAUUAACAUUUUCACAACAAUAAGUGUAUUUCUCUUGGCAGCAUUACAGUAUACUUGACAGAGUGCAUAGGAUAACUGGUUCAACACUUUUCCUCAACUCAAGCAAAUAACUAAUUUCUAGAUGUUUUUGGGGUAGUAGACAGAACCUGUGUAAUCUAUUUUGACCAUGACAUGAGCAAUUGAUAAUCUAAAAAACAGUACACAAUUCAUUGCAUGGAUGUGCAAAAGCAAUUGCUGUUUGUUCAAAGAAAUGAGAAAUUGCUUUUAUGAUGUGCCCAAGUAACUGAUGUGGAGGUUGGCCUUGAGAAUAUAAUCUCAGAAAUGCACCAAAGUGACUGAGAAAACAUAACCUUGUGACAGAGAACAUAACCUUCGGAUACAUGCGCAAAGGUGACCAUUAUAAUAUCCCUUUAUCAUGACUAUAUUCAGUGUUGAAUGCACCUUUCUGUGACUAUCCUGAUGCUGUAUCAGCCAUUUUAGUUUCACAUGGAGCAUUCUAACAGUACUGUCUGAUGCUAUUAUUGGUAGCACUAGUCCUGUGUCUCUCAGGGGAGGACAUCUAUUAGUGUGUGAAUAUUGAUAUGUGCUUAUUUAUUUAAUCAAAUUGUAUUACGCUCGUACAGUUUCACAAAGACGACAAAUGAUGCAGGUGUGUAGUAUGUAUGUAUUUGUACUUACGGUAUAUUUUUCCUCUAUUUUCUAGAUUUGUUCACAACCUGUAGUGUGUUUGUUUGAAAAGGAGUUACCCCAAUCUUUCAGUCCACCCUGCCAAUCCUGACCCAUGAUAACAUGAGAGUAUAAUCCCAACCAACCGUACAGUUGUUCACUGAAUAAAUGUCUCUAUGAGAGUGUUGUGCUGCA
Alosa alosa (allis shad) is the source of this 2528-nucleotide messenger RNA. RefSeq names its product RAB3C, member RAS oncogene family (gene rab3c). The record is from RefSeq and is a predicted model, not a curated record. Gene Ontology annotation, cellular component: endosome; synaptic vesicle; plasma membrane. Bases 263 to 934 code for a protein of 223 amino acids. NCBI's taxonomy places the organism in Eukaryota, Metazoa, Chordata, Actinopteri, Clupeiformes, Clupeidae. The transcript has 5 exons. Gene Ontology annotation, biological process: protein secretion; regulation of exocytosis; protein localization to plasma membrane. Gene Ontology annotation, molecular function: GTP binding; GTPase activity.